GAGCCACAACACAAAAACAUCUGUUCGGGUCUUUCAUAAUCCUGCCAAAAAGAAGAACUAGUCAAGAAACUGUUUCCUUUUUCACCCUUAGGAGACAAACUUCACACAAUGACGACGAAUUUUCAUUCAUCUGCUGCUGAAUUUGAAGCUGCGACUGAAUUAUCGUCUCAGACGAAGCGAUGGAAGAAGGACUGAAUUAUAAGACAGUGACUUUUAUCAAUAAUAAAGUUUCUGUAUAUGAGAUGCCAACUCACACAGAAGUAAUCUACGAUGAGGUGAAGACGGAGGAGCACGCGUGUGAUACCAAGCGCUCAGAGAGCCAAACUAAGGCUGCAGCCCGUCCUCAGCUCCACCUGGUGGCGGCAGGUUUGGGGGUCGCUUGCGUGCUUUUGCUCUGCACGGUCGUCGUCCUCUGGAUCAGCCUGAACACAGUCAUGUCAGAGGCAGAACGGGAAAACAUCAGCCUGCAGAGACAGAAAGAGGAGCUGACCAAGCAGAGGGACAGGCUCAACUGGACCUUUGAAGCGGUUCUGGAGCACAGGCAGUUUCCAGUGCAUAGCUACUGCCCCCAGAACGGAGCCUGUCAACCUUGUCUGGACCAGUGGAUUCAGUUCCAGUCGAACUGUUACCUGUUUUCAGGAGGCACGUAUUCAUCCAAAUGGAAAACCUGGGAGGAAAGUCAGAAUGAAUGCAAAACCUUCACAGCAAAUCUGCUGGUGAUUGACAGCCAGGACGAGCAGGAGUUUAUCAGUAAUCACACCAGACGGUACUGCGACGACAAGCACGGCUACUGGAUCGGUUUAAGGAACACGGGCCGGUGGAUGUGGUUGAACAAAUGGAACUUAACCGUGUCUUACUGGAGGACAACAGCGAGUAGCACUGUCUCAUGUGGUCUGAGCCUGCCUGAAGUUGAUCCUCUGGCCAACUGGCAGAACACGGGCUGCUACAUGAAGAACCGAUGGAUCUGUGAGAGAAGAGCCCUGAUUAGACCUAAUUAGACAGAACCGGGCCCGAUGAGCUCAUCGGACCCGGCACCGCCUGAGCGUGCUCUAAACCAAACCACCGACUAAAACAAUUCACAAUUAUCAUCCAUAGCUGGAAUUACUACGAACAUAGGAGUCAUAAAUGUUACAUUGUGGUGUUUGAGCAACAGAAUCAGGAUGUUAACACAGAUAAACAAUAAUUAAACAAUAUAUAAACGUGUGUAGACAAACACAUUUGUACAAAUGCAGGAAUGUGUAUAAAUGUGUUCAUGUGUAAAUUGAUUAAAAGUAUUUAUUACUUA
Betta splendens (Siamese fighting fish) is the source of this 1285-nucleotide messenger RNA. RefSeq names its product natural killer cells antigen CD94. The transcript is spliced from 7 exons. The record is from RefSeq and is a predicted model, not a curated record. The coding region runs from base 180 to 998 and encodes 272 amino acids. Gene Ontology annotation, biological process: cellular response to molecule of fungal origin. NCBI's taxonomy places the organism in Eukaryota, Metazoa, Chordata, Actinopteri, Anabantiformes, Osphronemidae. Gene Ontology annotation, molecular function: (1->3)-beta-D-glucan binding.